AUGACAAAUCCGAAGAAAGAACUUAAUGUAGCAUGUAGUUAUCUAUUACGAUUAAUGAAAGCCCACGUUGCAUUAUCGACCGAACAAAUCAAUGUUUUCAAACGAACUUUUUAUGAUAUAUUAUCAAAACGAUUUGUUGGACAUUGGUUUCCUGCAACACCACAUCGUGGAAGUGCAUACAGAUGUUUACAAACAAAACAUUGGAAAGAUCCAGUUCUUAAAUCAAUUGCUGAACGUGCUCGUCUACCACUUCAUCAAUAUCUACCAGUCAUAUUCACUAUGUGGAUUGAUCCGGGCGAGGUAGCUGUUUGCUUUGGGGACGACGGUACUUGGUGUCCAUUGUAUAAGCAUGAUGCCGAUGGUAAAAUACAACAAACAUAUAGCGAUGGAGAAGAAACAAUGUCAUCGUCCGUGUCUGAUGAUGAUCUAUCGAGUGUAACACAAAAUGUAAAAUCAUUAAAUAUAAAUAAUAAACAAGUUCCAUCAAAUACAUCUACAACACAAACAAUAGAUAACCGUUCAUCAGAUUCUUUUUUAAAUACAAUUUCAACAGAUACGAAUACGCAGAUACAGAGUUUCAACGAUUAUAAUUGUUCAACGUCAAAUACUCUUUCUUCUCAAACGCCAUUAAAUGAUUGGAAUGUACAACAAAAUAAUUUCUGGUCACAACAUCAAUUGUCUAUGUUAGAAGGUCUUUAUCAAGGAGGGAAUUUCUGA
Rotaria socialis is the source of this 717-nucleotide messenger RNA. The record is from the annotation of a GenBank genome assembly. Lineage: Eukaryota; Metazoa; Rotifera; Eurotatoria; Philodinida; Philodinidae.